GAUGCCUGUUGGGAGCUGAAGCUAAUACAACUCAACAGACUCAAGUGCAACUCGGUUGAUGGCACUACAGGAAGGGAUGACACACCAGAAGUAUGCUUUCUGGAGCAAAGCUACUCCAUGGCUUUGCCGUCUAAACCCAAGGAGGCCCAAUCAUUGACUGCUCAUUCCUGUCAGGACCUCUCCCAGUUAGCAAGUGAGGACCAGCCAAGCAAUAGGGUGCUGUCGUCUGCGGAGAUUCUUCGGCAGAUCACGCUGCAGCUAAACGGCCUGAUGAACGACACCAACGCGGCUCUCAAUGGAGACAUUGCGGCGCUUGCGGACAGCUCCGGCACCCCGAGGAAUGAUGCCCUCUUGCGAAGGAACCAGGAGCUGGCCACGAGCCUCGAGUCCCUGCAGCAAGACAGGGACCAACUCGAGUUUCAGCUGCAGGAGCUGAGGGGCAAGCUGACACGGCAGCAGCGUGAGUACGAGCGUGAGCAGCAAGAGCGGGAGGAUCAGUCUCGGCGCGAGCUGGGGGCCAUGAACGACCAGCUACAGGUGCACAUCCAGACCAUCGGCAUCCUGGUGGCCGAGAAGACGGAGCUUCAGUCGGCGCUCUCCCAGAGCCAGCAGACCGCCAAGCAGAAGGCCGUGGAGACGGAAGAAUUGCAAGGAAGACUGAAGGCGGCUAGAGAGAGAAACACGGACUUGGAGCGAACGUUAAACUUUGUCAGCAGCCAGAGCCAGGUUCAGGAGAAGAGUUCCCAAGAGUACCUCAGGGAAAUCGAGAUGCUAAAGACGGAACAGUACAAAUCAAGCAAAUCAAUCGAAGAACUGAAGCAAGAACUUUCUGAGUUGAGCAACAAGCUUGGCAAGAAGGCGAAAGACAAUGAAGCCCUGCAACAGGAGCUUGGCGACUUCAAGAAGGAGCUGUCCUUGGCGCAGCUUUAUGCUCAGCAGCUCGGAGGCGCUCAGGCCUCUGAGAAUGUGCACAGCCAGUUGGAGGAGCUCCACCAAGAGAAGUUGGACAUGGAGAAGAAAGUCAACAAGUUCAAGGAUGCCAUGGAGCAGAUUGCAGCAGAAAAGCAGCAGAUGUCCUCUCACUACCAGUCGUACGUGGACCGGCUCUCUCAGCAGUUGGAAACAAGCAAGGAAACGGUGGAGGCACAUACCGCAGAAACCGCUACCACCUGAGAGAAGCACACCUGCCACCGAGGGAUCGAGAGGCACCACCCCAAGUGCAAAGGAGUGUGGAGGAUCU
This is a messenger RNA of Ixodes scapularis (black-legged tick), 1240 nucleotides long. Its product is annotated as golgin subfamily A member 2-like. Lineage: Eukaryota; Metazoa; Arthropoda; Arachnida; Ixodida; Ixodidae. Gene Ontology annotation, biological process: Golgi organization. The transcript has a single exon. Gene Ontology annotation, cellular component: Golgi apparatus; cis-Golgi network; Golgi cis cisterna. The coding region runs from base 118 to 1173 and encodes 351 amino acids. The record is from RefSeq and is a predicted model, not a curated record.